Cydia fagiglandana is the source of this 9012-nucleotide messenger RNA. It is a transcript of the gene CLIP-190, whose product is annotated as restin homolog. The coding region runs from base 388 to 9012 and encodes 2874 amino acids. The transcript is spliced from 40 exons. Gene Ontology annotation, biological process: cytoplasmic microtubule organization. Gene Ontology annotation, cellular component: microtubule plus-end; nucleus; cell cortex. Gene Ontology annotation, molecular function: microtubule plus-end binding. The record is from RefSeq and is a predicted model, not a curated record. NCBI's taxonomy places the organism in Eukaryota, Metazoa, Arthropoda, Insecta, Lepidoptera, Tortricidae.
CGGUGACGGAGGCGGUGGAACAGCAAAUCGCAUAUUUGUUGUCGUGGUAUUAAAUAAUGGGUUCAUAAAUAUUUACUUACUUGCUUCUUAACUUCGCGAUAAUGUUCAAUGACUCUUAGUGCCAAACUACAUUUAUAGAUGUGAAAAGAAUUUUAUUUAUGGAUUAAAAUAAUAAUGUUUGUGCAGUGCUAGUGCUAUUGAUAACGCUGUCAAGCUCAGCUGGGUUUCAUUUCAACGAGCGGUAAAAAUCUCGCGAUUUUUUCUAGGUAGCGGAAAGCACUUUUGUGCUCCAGUUCCUCAAGUGAAAACUUAACAUGCGGGCGAUUGAUAAAAUAGGUUCAUGAACAAUAAAAAAAAAUCGGGGUGUAUCAAUAAAGUGAAUCAAGAAUGAGCGAAUCGCAAGAAACGACGGCGAGUGACGCGGCGCUGCAGCCGGCCGUGUCAUCGACGUCGCUAGUAGGAGAUGCAUCUCCCCCUGGCUCCACAGCAUCCCAGAGCACAGCUGCAGCUUCAGUCAAGUCCGCAGAAUCUACCAGACCCUCGAGCCUGCCAAAACCAUCAGGACUCAAGCCUCCCAGCAAGAUUGGCAGGCUGUGUUCCAACUCAGCCCCAAAACCAGCUGUCCCCAUCUCUCCACGGACAGACGGCAGCUCCGACGCUGUGAGGAAGCUCAGCGACGACUUAUCUAGAAAACAUUUAUCAGACCUCAUAGAAGCCGAGGAGGACGAGGUGUCCAGCAGUCUGCCCGACAGACCGCGCUCGCAUCGCAAGGCAUCUACCAGCAGCACGUACAGCGUCACGUCGAUGGACGCGCUGUGGGAGAAGCACCCGCGGCGCCUCAGCGAGGCCGGCCUGCGCAGGUCCUCAGAUCACAGUGUUGUUCUAACGGAGGACACUGACAGCUUCAUUAUCGGCGAGCGCGUGUGGGUGGGCGGCACCAAGCCCGGCCAGAUCGCGUACAUCGGAGAAACUCAGUUCGCGCCCGGCGACUGGGCGGGAAUCGUGCUCGACGAUGCCAUCGGCAAAAACGACGGAUCAGUUGCUGGCGUCCGCUACUUCCAAUGCUCGGAAAAGCGCGGUGUGUUCUCUCGUCUGACGCGACUGACGCGUGCCCCGCUAGCGACACAUGAUGGGUCGCCUACGUCAGACGCGGGCAGCGUGUUCGAGCGCCCGCCUUCUGGGGUGGGACGCUACCGCCGCACGCUGUCGCCCAACGGCAGCGUGCGCAGCGUUGUCAGCAGCAAAAUGAAUGCGUCUAUUUCGACUACGACAAACGGGGAACUUCGCCUCGGAGACAGAGUCAUAGUAUCCAGCAGUCGCGGGAGCAAAGCUGGUACCCUGAAAUAUGUUGGCGUUACCGACUUCGCUUCAGGCGUUUGGGCGGGUGUUGAACUUGACGACCCGAUCGGCAAGAACGACGGCUCCGUUGAAGGAAAGAGGUACUUUGAAUGUGCGCCUCGUUUUGGCUUGUUCGCGCCCAUCGCUAAGGUAUCACGCUCGCCCUCCAACCGCAAGCCUGGAGCCUGCGCGAUCCACAACAACAACGGCCGCAUGACGCCCAUGAGACGCUCCAACUCGCGCGAAUCCCUCACGUCACUCGGCACGUCGAUCGCGUCCUCGCGCGCGACGGGGGUGAGGCUCGGGGUGACGGCGCUCGGCGCUCAGCGAGUGGGUGGGCCGCGAGCGUCGUCCACCCCUGUCUCGGCGAAGAACGCACUGCAGGAGAUGCUUCGCGAAAAACAACAUCACUUAGAGCGACUGAUGCGAGAACGGGAGCUAGAGCGGACGGAGGUGGCCAAGGUGUCUCUGCAGGCCAACCGCGCUGAGACCGCCCUCGAGCAGCUGAAGAAGGAAUCCGCACAGACAAGCACUGAGAACGGCAAGCUGAAAGCCGAGUUGGACCGUCUGACGCAGCAGCUAGAAGACGAGAGACAGAAGGUGGAGGAUCUGCUCUUCAAACACGAAGAGGAAAACAUCAACAAGGAGGACUACAAUAAAUACAAAGAUGCAAUGGAGGCCGAGAAAUUCGCCCGCGACCAGCGAAUCCGCGAGCUGGAAGCAGAGGUGGCGCUGCAAGCUGCGCGCGCGGACGCGGCCGCGGCCACUCUGCGCGCCGGCGACCAGCAGCGCGCCGCCGAGCUGGCCGCGCUCGCCGACCAGCACCGCGAGGAGCUCGCCGCUGCCCACACAUUGUCUUCCGAGCUUCAAAAACUCCUGGACGAAGCUUAUGCCCUGCUCAAAGAAAAAGACAGCGAGAAGGACUCCAUCGGCAAGAGCAUGUCGGAGGAGCUCUCCAAAGUCAAGGCCGAGGCUGAAAAGGCCUUGGCCGAGGCCAAGUCUAAAAUCUCCAUCGCACAAACAGAGUUCGACACUCAAAUAUCCGUCCUCACCGCUAAACUGCAACUGGCCGAGUCCAAACUGGAAUCGGAGAAACAGAACUUGGAAAGGCUUAAUAAGGAGAACAGUCAGACUGUCAUUGACUUGAAUGCGAAGCUAGCGCAACUCCAGGCUUCAGUCGAUGAUAAGACGCAUGAGUUGAAUAAAGUUAUCGGGGCAAGUAAAGAGCACGAACUGAACCUGAACAAGGAAAUAACUAAGCUCAAAAUGGAACUCAGCUCAAAAAUAUUAGAUUUGGAACAAUUAGGAGAAGCGAAGACAAAACAAGAUUCGAGCUGUAAAGUCUUGCAAGAAGAGAUCGCUAAAGUCCGGGAAGAGCACGCAGCAAAAGUCAAUGAGUAUGAAAGCCUAUUAAACGAAAUCACACAACAAAAUGAAAAGAGCAAAUCAGAUAUUGCAGAAUUGCAGCAAAGUUUAGCCGCCAAAACUAGAGAAUAUGAAAAAUUACUUCACGAAUCAAGUGACUCGUCCAGUUCUACUGAACAACUUAUAAACGAAUACAAACAAAACAUCCACGAAAGAGACAAGGAAAUUAUAAAAUUAAAAGACGAUUAUGAACAGGCUACGGCAAACUUUAAUAUCAAGCAUAGCAAAAUUGCAGAAGAACAUAAGAAAGAAAUCGAUAAUCGUAAUUCAAAAAUAGAAGAGCUUAUGAAAGAAAUAGAGAAUCAUAAGCAAACUUUAGAUCAGAACAAAGUGGAGCUCGAUACUCUUAACUCGCAAUUUACGCACAACGCUUAUGAACUGAAGACAGCAAAAGAAGAGAACGAACGUCUUAAACAACAAAUAAAUGAACUAACUCAAGCCAAUAACGAGUUAAAAGAUAAAAUAUCUGCAUUGACAUUAGAGAUCGGUGAACUUAAACGACACCUUGCCAGUACUUUGGAAAAGUGUGAAGACUUGCAGAAAUCUAAAGAUAAAAUCGAAACCGAAUAUAUGAAUCUUACUGGACAGGCGACUGACUCUAAUGAACAAUUUAACAAACUGUCGCAACAUCUUAAAGACUCAGAAAAGGCGUUGGAAGAAUUCAAAGAUAAAGCGCGUGAGGCAGCUAAUAUUCACGGUAGAAUGGAACAAGAAUUAAAACAGAAACUAUUUAAGCUUCAAGAAGAUUUUUCGUUAGAACGUGGUCAAUUAGUAAAAUCAAAUGAUGAACGGAUAGAAGAACUGAAAUUGGCAGACAGUAAAAUUAAAGAACUUGAAAAUAAAUCCAAUGAGAUGUCUAAUCAUAUGAAAGAAUUGGAAUCUAAGGCAGAUCAAUUGAUGGACGAAAAUACUAAUUUAAAGCAAGAGAUCGUUAAUCUGAAAACUAGAGAACAAGAGCUAAACAACGAAUACGAAACCAUGUGCAAAAAGGUAGACGUAGAUAUUGAGAAGUAUAAGGAAGAGAUUGCAAUUUUGAAAGCUGACGGGGCUACAUCACAAGUCACGUUAAUGGAAAAAGUAGACCAAUUAACUGAAGCCCAGAAUGAGUUGAACAAUAAACUAGAAGAAGCUAGAAAGAAUGAAGAUUCAUUACAAAAGGUUAUCAACGACAUGAACUUGCAACUGGGUAAUCAAAAAAGCCAAUAUGAGAAAGAAUUAGAACAAGUUCAUACCCAAUUAAGUGCUGUGAGUGACGAUUUAAAAGCUAGUAGGGGUGAGGGCGAACAGCUAAAGCAAUCUCUACAAGAAAAAGAAAACAGCAUUAAAGAACUUUCACGCAAAUUGGAAAUGCUAGAUGUAGAUCUGAAGUCUAACCUAGAAAUAGUGACUGAAAAAGAACGCCAAAUUGCACAAAUUAACGAAGAACUCAACGGUGCUUUAGAAAGUAAAAAACAGCUAGAAGAAAAACUUAAUGCAAGUACCCUAGAGUACUAUACUUUGAAGCAGCAAUAUGAAGCCCUUGCUAGUAAUUCUUCCGCCGAAGAAUCCGUUUUAAGGGAACAACUCAACCAGUUAGAAUCCUUACGAAAAGAAAUGGUUGUUUUAAACCAAGACAAAAACACUAUUGAAACAAAAUAUCAAGAAGAAUCAGCCCAGUUAGAAAAAUUAAAAACAGAACAUGAAGAAACUUUACAGAAAUUAAAUGAAAACAUUACAGCUAACGCCAACCUUACCAAAGCCUUAGAAGAACAAAAAAGUGUAAUUCAAAACGAAAGUCAGAAGAGUGAAAAUAAUUCCACCAAGGUUAAACAUUUAGAAGACGAAAUCUCUCGACUGAGUCAAGAAAUCCAAACCAGUGCAGCAAAAGAAAACGAAUUGAAUUUACUAAAUGAAAACCUAAAUAAAGCAAUUGCUGAAUUGAAAAACCAAAAUGAAGAAUUAAAUGAAAAAUAUAAAGUAGAAACAGAAUCUCUAAAAAAUACCGUUAAGCCUUUACAAAAUCGUGUAGAAGAACAAGAUAAACAAUUAGAAGAGUUACAACAAGCCAAAGAAAGGGUGACUGAAUUGCAACAAAUAAUUGCCAAAUCGGAAAGUGAUAUUAAGCAACUAACAAGUAUAAAUGAAGGUCAAAAGACGAAUUAUGAAGAUUUGAAUAAACAACUGCAAAAACAGUACGAGGAAUACAAGAAGGAAGCCAAACGUGCAAAACACGACCUAAAAGCUCAAGUAGAAAUGUAUGACAAAGAAUUGAAGGAAUCCAAAGAGAAAGUUAAAGUUGAGAUGGAAAAGCAAUAUGCAUUGCAACAAAAACUAAGUGACGCCGAGAAGAAUAUAGUAGAACUAAACAAUAAGUUAGAGUUAGUGACAGUUCAGCAGAGUGCUAGUGUGGAGAAGGAUGAUAAUUUAGAGAAAUUGACAUUAGAGUUGCAAGCUAUUAGGAAAAGUACCUCUGAAGCCUUAUCGAAGAACGAGACCACUAUCAACGCGUUGAAGAAUGAGGUGGAACAAAGAAAGAUAGAGUUGAAACAAAAGCAAGAGCUCAUUACAAAACUCCAAGAAGAUGUAAAGAAUCUUAAAGCCAAAGCUGAAAUCGCGGAGAGAGAGAAGGUACUAAUGAUGAAAGACAUGGCGUCGAAAAAGGACAUUCGAGACAAGAACGAUAACAACGCUGUAGGGCUGCACGGAGCCGGCGACGUCCCUGCACAAAACGUGGAACAGCAGGCUGAAAUGGAGGGCCAGGUGUCGUUCCUGAACUCGGUGAUCGUGGACAUGCAGCGCAAGAACGAGAUGCUGCUGGCGCGGGUGCAGGCGCUCGAGGGCGGAGCACCCGACGAGCCCGUCUUCAACGGUCGCAAGCCGCGCGCAGUAGCGCCGCGGCUGUGGUGCGACAUCUGCGACGUGUUCGACGCGCACGACACCGAGGACUGCCCGCGCCAGGCCGCCGGCACGCCGCCCGACGCCCCGCCGCCCGCCGCCGGCAAGAAACCGCCGCCACCACCCCGGCCCUACUGCGACAUCUGUGAAGGUCCUACUACAUCUGCGACGUGUUCGACGCGCACGACACCGAGGACUGCCCGCGCCAGGCCGCCGGCACGCCGCCCGACGCCCCGCCGCCCGCCGCCGGCAAGAAACCGCCGCCACCACCCCGGCCCUACUGCGACAUCUGUGAAGGUAACUACUAGUCCUACUAGGUCCUACUACAUCUGCGACGUGUUCGACGCGCACGACACCGAGGACUGCCCGCGCCAGGCCGCCGGCACGCCGCCCGACGCCCCGCCGCCCGCCGCCGGCAAGAAACCGCCGCCACCACCCCGGUCCUACUACAUCUGCGACGUGUUCGACGCGCACGACACCGAGGACUGCCCGCGCCAGGCCGCCGGCACGCCGCCCGACGCCCCGCCGCCCGCCGCCGGCAAGAAACCGCCGCCACCACCCCGGUCCUACUACAUCUGCGACGUGUUCGACGCGCACGACACCGAGGACUGCCCGCGCCAGGCCGCCGGCACGCCGCCCGACGCCCCGCCGCCCGCCGCCGGCAAGAAACCGCCGCCACCACCCCGGUCCUACUACAUCUGCGACGUGUUCGACGCGCACGACACCGAGGACUGCCCGCGCCAGGCCGCCGGCACGCCGCCCGACGCCCCGCCGCCCGCCGCCGGCAAGAAACCGCCGCCACCACCCCGGUCCUACUACAUCUGCGACGUGUUCGACGCGCACGACACCGAGGACUGCCCGCGCCAGGCCGCCGGCACGCCGCCCGACGCCCCGCCGCCCGCCGCCGGCAAGAAACCGCCGCCACCACCCCGGUCCUACUACAUCUGCGACGUGUUCGACGCGCACGACACCGAGGACUGCCCGCGCCAGGCCGCCGGCACGCCGCCCGACGCCCCGCCGCCCGCCGCCGGCAAGAAACCGCCGCCACCACCCCGGUCCUACUACAUCUGCGACGUGUUCGACGCGCACGACACCGAGGACUGCCCGCGCCAGGCCGCCGGCACGCCGCCCGACGCCCCGCCGCCCGCCGCCGGCAAGAAACCGCCGCCACCACCCCGGUCCUACUACAUCUGCGACGUGUUCGACGCGCACGACACCGAGGACUGCCCGCGCCAGGCCGCCGGCACGCCGCCCGACGCCCCGCCGCCCGCCGCCGGCAAGAAACCGCCGCCACCACCCCGGUCCUACUACAUCUGCGACGUGUUCGACGCGCACGACACCGAGGACUGCCCGCGCCAGGCCGCCGGCACGCCGCCCGACGCCCCGCCGCCCGCCGCCGGCAAGAAACCGCCGCCACCACCCCGGUCCUACUACAUCUGCGACGUGUUCGACGCGCACGACACCGAGGACUGCCCGCGCCAGGCCGCCGGCACGCCGCCCGACGCCCCGCCGCCCGCCGCCGGCAAGAAACCGCCGCCACCACCCCGGUCCUACUACAUCUGCGACGUGUUCGACGCGCACGACACCGAGGACUGCCCGCGCCAGGCCGCCGGCACGCCGCCCGACGCCCCGCCGCCCGCCGCCGGCAAGAAACCGCCGCCACCACCCCGGUCCUACUACAUCUGCGACGUGUUCGACGCGCACGACACCGAGGACUGCCCGCGCCAGGCCGCCGGCACGCCGCCCGACGCCCCGCCGCCCGCCGCCGGCAAGAAACCGCCGCCACCACCCCGGCCCUACUGCGAUAUCUGUGAAGCCCGCGCCAGGCCGCCGGCACGCCGCCCGACGCCCCGCCGCCCGCCGCCGGCAAGAAACCGCCGCCACCACCCCGGCCCUACUGCGACAUCUGUGAAGGUAACUACUAGUCCUACUAGGUCCUACUACAUCUGCGACGUGUUCGACGCGCACGACACCGAGGACUGCCCGCGCCAGGCCGCCGGCACGCCGCCCGACGCCCCGCCGCCCGCCGCCGGCAAGAAACCGCCGCCACCACCCCGGUCCUACUACAUCUGCGACGUGUUCGACGCGCACGACACCGAGGACUGCCCGCGCCAGGCCGCCGGCACGCCGCCCGACGCCCCGCCGCCCGCCGCCGGCAAGAAACCGCCGCCACCACCCCGGUCCUACUACAUCUGCGACGUGUUCGACGCGCACGACACCGAGGACUGCCCGCGCCAGGCCGCCGGCACGCCGCCCGACGCCCCGCCGCCCGCCGCCGGCAAGAAACCGCCGCCACCACCCCGGUCCUACUACAUCUGCGACGUGUUCGACGCGCACGACACCGAGGACUGCCCGCGCCAGGCCGCCGGCACGCCGCCCGACGCCCCGCCGCCCGCCGCCGGCAAGAAACCGCCGCCACCACCCCGGUCCUACUACAUCUGCGACGUGUUCGACGCGCACGACACCGAGGACUGCCCGCGCCAGGCCGCCGGCACGCCGCCCCGCCGCCCGCCGCCGGCAAGAAACCGCCGCCACCACCCCGGCCCUACUGCGACAUCUGUGAAGGUAACUACUAGUCCCACUAGGUCCUACUACAUCUGCGACGUGUUCGACGCGCACGACACCGAGGACUGCCCGCGCCAGGCCGCCGGCACGCCGCCCGACGCCCCGCCGCCCGCCGCCGGCAAGAAACCGCCGCCACCACCCCGGUCCUACUACAUCUGCGACGUGUUCGACGCGCACGACACCGAGGACUACCCGCGCCAGGCCGCCGGCACGCCGCCCGACGCCCCGCCGCCCGCCGCCGGCAAGAAACCGCCGCCACCACCCCGGCCCUACUGCGACAUCUGUGAAGCCCGCGCCAGGCCGCCGGCACGCCGCCCGACGCCCCGCCGCCCGCCGCCGGCAAGAAACCGCCGCCACCACCCCGGCCCUACUGCGAUAUCUGUGAAGGUAACUACUAGUCCUACUAGGUCCUACUACAUCUGCGACGUGUUCGACGCGCACGACACCGAGGACUGCCCGCGCCAGGCCGCCGGCACGCCGCCCGACGCCCCGCCGCCCGCCGCCGGCAAGAAACCGCCGCCACCACCCCGGUCCUACUACAUCUGCGACGUGUUCGACGCGCACGACACCGAGGACUGCCCGCGCCAGGCCGCCGGCACGCCGCCCGACGCCCCGCCGCCCGCCGCCGGCAAGAAACCGCCGCCACCACCCCGGUCCUACUACAUCUGCGACGUGUUCGACGCGCACGACACCGAGGACUGCCCGCGCCAGGCCGCCGGCACGCCGCCCGACGCCCCGCCGCCCGCCGCCGGCAAGAAACCGCCGCCACCACCCCGGCCCUACUGCGACAUCUGUGAAGGUAACUACUAG